UAUUAACUUAUUAUGCAUAAAAGCAUCGUUCUUGUAUUGCAUAGACCGAAGUCGGAAGUCGCUUUCCCCGGAUAUCUGCUGCACGCAUUCUUAUCGCUGAACAGAGGUUAGGGGAUAACUAGAAGAAGAUGGCAUUUGUGAUGGAGUUUGCUGAGAACUUAAUACGGAGGAUGAUGGAGGAUCCAAAGGAACGUGAUCGGAAGUUUAGAGAGCAUGUAUAUGCAGUCAAGGACCGCUGCAACAAGACCAAGGAGAUGUGGAACUUACCUAUCCGUCCAUAUGGAUUCUGGACGUUUGAGCGCCAUAAUUCCCAACUCUAUUGGGAUGCCCAGAUCAGCCAGGUCCCAGGGCGUAGGGACCCCUAUGACGACCUUCUCCAGCAGCCAUAUGACAACACCACCCCGAAAUGAAUGAAAGGCACAUUUUCCGUUCAAAGAGUUGGAGAGGGUUGUUUUUUAAUCCCAAGACUUUGUGGUUCUUUAGUCACAGAUUUAUUGAUUUAACAGAAGCAUCAUCUUAAGUGAGUGUCAA
Messenger RNA from Nelumbo nucifera (sacred lotus), 531 nucleotides. RefSeq names its product NADH-ubiquinone oxidoreductase. Gene Ontology annotation, cellular component: respiratory chain complex I. The record is from RefSeq and is a predicted model, not a curated record. Lineage: Eukaryota; Viridiplantae; Streptophyta; Magnoliopsida; Proteales; Nelumbonaceae.